Molecule: messenger RNA, 1718 nt
Organism: Argiope bruennichi
Lineage: Eukaryota; Metazoa; Arthropoda; Arachnida; Araneae; Araneidae
Product: adhesion G-protein coupled receptor D1-like
Exons: 13
Coding region: 118-1593 (491 amino acids)
Biological process (GO): adenylate cyclase-activating G protein-coupled receptor signaling pathway; cell surface receptor signaling pathway
Cellular component (GO): membrane
Molecular function (GO): G protein-coupled receptor activity
Source: RefSeq, a predicted model, not a curated record
CUCACUGAAUCACUGAAGAAUAUGGCGCUCUUUGACUCACUUAGUACAGAAAGGAAUGAAACCUGAUGUUUGCAGAGAGUAAAAGGAUUUUGUUGAGUGUAUGGAUUAAUUACAAUCAUGAUUACUAUUAAUAUUCAAGUAGUCCUGUUAAUGACGUUCUGUGUGAUGAUGUUAAUGAUUUCUUACACUAGAACAGAAGGGGAUAAAGUUGAUGGUGGAUGGACAGAAUGGAGCCUCUUGUCAGAUUCCGAUUGCUCAGAGCCUUGUGGGGGUGGUGAACAGACCCAAGUCCGCACUUGCACAAAUCCGAAGCCUCAGAAUGGAGGUAAAGAUUGUGAAGGUGAUGACCACAGAAGUAUAAGAUGCAAUGAAGAUUCGUGUGAAGACAGAAUGAAAAAUUCUGAGUGGCAGCCAUGGUCUGAGUGCUCCACGACGUGUGGAGAAGGCACUAGAAGCCGAGAGAAGAAGUGUGUGAAAGGGGAAGACGAUGGAUAUAAGUGUGACAAAGUGGAAGACAAAUCUUACCAAGUGGAAAAGUGCCACGAAUGGUCUCCAUUUCAGAGAGAUAAAUGUCCAAAUCCUUGCGACAGAAAUUCAGACGAAUAUAGCAACAUCGAAGAGCUGAAGCAUUGUCCAGACAGAGCGAAAUGUACUGAUACGAGCGAAGAUAUUGGACCUAAGAGAAAAUGCAAGUGCGUUAUGGGAUAUCAACUGGAUGAAAAGAAUUGGAAGUGCAAAGAAAAACCUCCUGAAAAGCCAACUCCACGUCCAAUUCCAGUUUUAAGUCCGGUAGAAAAAGUAGUAGCAGUAGUUGUGACCAAGACAGCCAGUACAGUUCUUCUCGUUAUGGUGGGCAUCACAUUGACCCUUUUUAUAAUAAUGAGGAUAUUUACAGUAGACAGAGUUAUUCAAAUGAAUAUGGAAAUUGCUUUGAUGGUCGCACAUUUAUUUCUGUUGUUUCCAUAUGAAAUAUCUUCAGACAAUCCAGAUUUGUGUCAACUGAUAUCCAUUUCGCUUCACUUCUUCUUCACGGUAUGUUUUAUGUUUCUCUUCUUGGAGACUUUGCAUGUGUACAGCAUGGUGGCGUUUGUAGUUCCGAGGAAUGGAUUGUUGAACAGAUUUCAAAAUAUGCUUGUCGGAUGGGGGGUAUCUAUUUUGAUUUUGAUUGUAACAGUCUGUUUCUUCUUGGAGGAUUAUGCAGCUUCCUAUCAUUGCUGGGCUCAGAUGGACAAACCAAUUGUAUAUUUACUCGUGGGUCCAGUAAUAUGUAUCUGCGUUUUGGAUUUCAUAAUGCUGGAAGCUGCUGGAAACGCUAAUUACAAGCCUUUGAAAAUAAUUGAUCACCGCCAACUCUUAAGCUGCAAGAUUCAUCAGAGGUCAAAUCUGAUUCUGAUGCCUUUGAUUUUAUCAUCUUAUAUUGUCGGAAUGCUGUCUGAUCACAACCAGGAUCUAGCUCUUUAUAGCGUCUUUUCUAUUCUGAAUACAAUAAUAGGAGUGCUCAUUUUCUUUUUCCAUACACUCGGCAACGACGAGGUCCGACAAAAAGUACGAGAAUUUCUGAAGUGCUGCUUUAAACAGGAAAAGGAAAGAUAAAAUCAAUAUUACUGAUGUUUUUUACAACAGAUAUUAUAAAUGAAAACGAAUACUACUAUAUGAACAUUUUGCAAGUGCGCAUCUGUUAUGUUUGAAAUAAAAUAAUUGUGAUGAUAAAGUGGAUU